UAGCUGUGGAGUACAUACAUGGUAGAGGAGUCAUCCACCAGGACCUGAAGCCUGCUAAUAUAAUGGUUGCGGCAACUUCCAAACGGGCAUACUUGACUGACUGGGGUUUGGCAAACGUGAGGGAGUCUGUGAUCAUGUCGAAGGCUUUUGGAGCCGUGGGUAAGAUUGUUGGGGGAACUCCAGUUUACAUGGCCAGAGAGUGCCUGGCACUGUGUGAGAAGGGCAGUACCAGUUCAGACAUGUGGUCUCUUGGCAUCACGCUUCUGGAGAUGUUCACCAACUCUAAGCCUUGGCUCAACUGCACUGCAGAAAAGAUACGUAAACACCUGUUUGACCAACAGAGUCCAAAUGAUCUGGCUAAACUACCGCCACCUUUUCUUGACAUUGUGAAACCACUGCUACUGCAUGAACCUGAGUCUCGUAUGAGGGCCAAGGAUCUUGUGAUUCUCUUGAAGAAAAAGGUUAAAAUAUCAAGUUAGCAAAUUUAAAAAGAAC
Messenger RNA from Engraulis encrasicolus (European anchovy), 495 nucleotides. Its product is annotated as mitogen-activated protein kinase kinase kinase 8-like. Gene Ontology annotation, molecular function: protein serine/threonine kinase activity; ATP binding. Gene Ontology annotation, cellular component: cytoplasm. NCBI's taxonomy places the organism in Eukaryota, Metazoa, Chordata, Actinopteri, Clupeiformes, Engraulidae. Gene Ontology annotation, biological process: protein phosphorylation. The record is from RefSeq and is a predicted model, not a curated record. The transcript has 2 exons. The coding region runs from base 63 to 479 and encodes 138 amino acids.